This is a messenger RNA of Cuscuta epithymum, 2399 nucleotides long. Lineage: Eukaryota; Viridiplantae; Streptophyta; Magnoliopsida; Solanales; Convolvulaceae. The record is from the annotation of a GenBank genome assembly.
UUCCUAAAAUAGGCAGAGUUUGAGUUUCAAAUUUCUCUCCCCUCGGCCAACGGUCUCAUACACUGUUCCUCUCUUCAAUCUCAGCCGUUUAUUCUUUCAUCCGGGUUUUAUCCUGUAUUCUACAGACUAUAGAAAGAGAAUUGGAAUAGAGCAGCAGACAACUAUUUCAAUGUAUUUUUGAAUUGGGGUUAAGCUGUGCGUCCUUGUUCUCAUAUCAGUGAAGUACGGAGUAAAAAACAAGGGUUUUCCUUAACAAAUCUGGUGUGUAUCACUAUUUAUCGAUUUGUUUAUCCGUUACUUCUCCUAACUUCAACAUUUCAUGAUUUCCUCCCUUCAAAUUCUUGAUUAUUUACUCAAAGUUUGAAUCUUUAGCUGAGUUUCCGUUUUAUUGAAUAAUAAUUUAAAUACUGGUGUGACAUUAAGAUUUGGUUUUCAACAGUUUGAUGUCUUAGUGGCCAUUACAAAUUCGGAUGGCAUGAAUUGAACCAAUACAACUAACUCUGUGAGAUAUCUUCUCUUCGGCAGUGUGGUGUUAAUUCGGAACUCCUAAAAGAUGGUUGAAGACAAUGGGAAGAGCGCAGCCGCUGAUGACAUGUCAGCGGAAGAGUGGUUAAUGCGGGCCCAGAAGCUGGUGCCAGAGGCUCUUGCAAGGGCAAGAGAGGUCAGGGGUUUCCCGGGAAGGUGGAAGAUGAUAAUUUCAAAACUGGAAAAAAUCCCUCCAAACUUGUCUGAUCUGUCAACUCAUCCUUGCUUCUCUAAGAACGCCCUUUGCAAGGAACAGAUUCAGGCGGUGUUCCAUACACUGAAGAGUGCAAUAGAGUUGGCCGAGAUUUGUGGGAAAGAGAAGUAUGAGGGGAAGCUUCAGAUGCAAAGUGAUUUGGAUUUUUUGUCUGGAAAACUGGAUUUGAAUCUGCGCGAUUGUGGGAUUUUGAUCAAGACAGGCCUUCUAGGCGAAGAAUUCCUAGCUCGUCUUCAAAUCGGUCACCUAGAGGACAAACAUAGAGCUCUUGAUCAUCUUCUGGAAGCAAUGCGAGAGGACGAAAAGAAAGUUUUAGAAGUUUUGGGGCGUAACAGCGUAACAGCACUUGUUCAACUCCUAACUGCAGCCACUUCUCCAAGAAUAAGAGAAAAGACAGCAACCGUCAUUUGCUCGCUUGCCUUGGCCGGGAGGUGCGACACUUGGCUUGUUGAAGAAGGCGCACUUCCACCCCUUAUACGACUAGUUGAAUCUGGUACUACAUUGGGUAAAGAAAAGGCAACUCUUUCCCUCCAGAGGCUGUCUGUCUCAACCUCAACUUCCAGGUCAAUCGUUGGACACGGUGGAGUUAGGCCGCUAGUGGAGAUAUGUACAACCUCUGAUUCGGUAACUCAGGCUGCGGCUGCAUGUACUUUGAAGAACAUGUCUGUUGUACCAGAGGUACGGCAGGUUCUCGUCCAAGAAGGCGUUGUCAAAGUUAUGAUCCAUCUUCUUGAUUUCUCCCUCCUCCUUGGAACUAAAAGGUAUGCUGCUGAAUGCUUGCAGAAUCUCACUUCUGUCAAUGAUGACAUCAAAAGAUGCGUUGUUUCCGAGGGUGGGCUCCAGAGCCUGCUUGCCUAUUUGGACGCCCCGAUCCCACCCCAAGAAUCGACGGUCAUGGCAAUUAGGAACUUGGUGGGAUCGGUCCCGACAGAUAAGCUGCUUGCACUCGGAAUCCUUCCGAAGCUGGCACAUGUCCUAAGAACAGGCUCACCCGGGGCACAGAAAGCUGCCACUUCUUCAAUAUGCAGACUCUGCACGUCUGUUGAUGUGAAAUUGGCAGUAGGCGAGGCAGGAUGCGUCCCGCUUCUUGUUAAGAUGUUGGAGGCAAAGGAGAACGAGACGAGGGAGGCUGCUGCACAGGCAAUAUGUAGCCUGAUGAGUGUUGUGCGUAACUGCCGGGAGGUGAAGAAGGAUGAAAAAAGCGUGCCGAGCUUGGUGCAGCUGUUGGACCCGAACCCUCAAAAUAGUGCGAAAAAGUAUUCAGUUUCAUGCCUUAGUAUGCUGUCCACAAGCAAGAGGUGUAAGAGGUUGAUGGUUUCGUAUGGUGCGAUCGGUUACCUUAAGAAGCUUAGCGAGAUGGAGGUUCCCGGGGCGAAGAAGUUGCAAAUGCGUUUGGAAAGAGGGCGGCUGAGAAGCUUGUUUGGAAAAAAGUAGAUUUUGAUACUGGCUCAUAAACAAACUGUUCAGUAUCUUUCUGAAACAAAAAAACAAUGUAGCCAGUUAUUUUAUGCCCUGAACAUGCAAAGCUUAUCUGUAUCGCUUGUAAAUUAUUGUUCAAUAACUAUUUACCUUUCUUCAUGAUUGGGUUCGUUAAGGGUGAAAGGAGCUUCACCUUUAUUUUUGAAAACUAAAACACCAAAUUUGGGAAAUUAUAACUGGA